AUGUGCCAAUCACAACUGCCAGAAAACAAAGAGAGCAAAGAAGUUAAAUUACUGUUUUAUUGGCAUCCUACUAAUAUGACCAAUAGUGAUAAGACUCGUGAGAGAUCCAAGAAUCUGAAAGUUGAUGAUAAAUGUCUAACUAUAUCACCAUCAACGUCUAAAAAACAGUCAGACACCAAAGAAUUGGGACAGGUGAACUUAAUAGAACAAGAAAAGAGCAACAUUGGAGUUGUAUUUCUCUCAGGGAAUAAUACUCUCCAUGACGUGUGCCAAUCACAGCUGCCAGAAAACAAAGAGAGCAAAGAAGAAGAACAAGACUUGGAGCUGCCAUCAGAGGAAGAGGAAGAAAGACUUAAAGGGCGUGAAAAUAAGCAGCCACAGAAAAUGUCUCAAGAACCAGAAAUGGCUAAGGAUUGUGAUAGAGAGGAUAUACCUGUGUAUUCAUUACUUCCUCAUGUGCAAAAUUCUGAGCAAAUGUGGAUCGAGCAAGGCAAAUUAGAAUGGAAAAGCAAAUUCAAACUCAUUACAAAUGAGUUAAAGCAGAGGUUUGGAGAAACCUGUGAAAAAAACAAAAUUCCGACUUGUCCUGAGGAAGAGCAUCUACUUGAUAACUCUACAAGGGGAACAAAUGUAAAGGACAUUCCCUCUAAUUGGACAAAUAAUAUGCCUGGUUGUGAGGAAGAAGAUGCAUCUGAAGUACCUGUCUCUGUGGUAUUCAAGACACUUCCUGAACAAAAGGAACCCAGUCUCAAAAAUGUCUUUCCAUCUCAUCCAUACCCUGGGUCUCUGGAACAUGCUUGCCAGUCAUCUUGUAAGCUUCAUUUACGUAAAAAUAAAUCAGACAGCGACAGUGAUAACAAACCUGGCAUUGAGCAUAUUUGUAGCACAGUUGAGAACUUUUGUAAUGAUGCACACACUAAGAAAGCAAGGAACCCAGAAGUAGUUACAGUUGAAAUGAAAGAAGACCAAGAGUCUGAUUUGCAAAUGACAAAAAAUAUGAACCAAUAUAGUGACAGUUGCAGUACAAAUAACUAUAAAAGCCUGAAACCUGACUUAGAAAAUCUGAGUUUUUUAUUAUCAGAUUGUGACAGUACAUCAGAAGUAGAUCUACAUGAAGAAUUACAGCAAGACAUGCAAAGGUUUAAGAAUGAGGUAGAUAAGACAGAAGAGCUCCUGGCUUUGAAGAAAGAAAACAUUCCACUUCAGAAAGAGUGUGUGAGUGCUGAAAAACCAGACCCUCAAAUUAAUCUGUAUAUUGCCAAGGGAUUGCACAAGGGAAUUCAUAUUCCACAUAAGCAUUUCAGUAUAUCGGAACUGGCCGUGGGUGGUUGCCUGUUACUACCAUGCUACAGGCCUGAAAAUAAAACACCUGCUGAAAAUAACAAGGUCAAAAACCAAAUACAUUCUGGAGCUGACUUUGCUGACUCAAUGUGAUCGUCUGAAACAGCCUCAGAAUGCGAGUUGUCUCUCUCUACUUAUGAGAAUUUUUUGUUGCUGAUUGAACAACUUAAAAUGGAGUGUAAAGAUUCUGUUAGCCUAUCAAGAAUCAAGGAUGCAUUUCAUUUAAUUGAACACUUACUGGAACUUAAGAAUAAUGACUGUGAACGACUUAGAGCAGAAAUUAAACAAAUGGGAAAUACGGUUAGUGUACUACAAAAGGAGCUAUCUGAAACAAAAGAGACAAAAUUACAGCUAGAGCAUCAGAAAAUCGAAUGGGAACAAGAGCUGGGCAGUUUGAGACUUGCCUUAAGACAAGAAAAAUAUAAGAAAGAAAAUGCUGAUGUGGUGUGUAAUAAAGUCAGUGAACAGUUAAGAAUAAAAGAAGAGGAAUGUAGGAAAAAGGCUGAAAUGACGCAGCAACUUAAAUGGACUCUGAGAAAACUCAUUAAGGAAUUGAGGAUGGUCGAGCAGCAACGAAACGAUGCCCAGCAGCAACUUUCCGAAGAACAGAAUGCCAGAAUAUUACAAGAUCAGAUUCUGACCAGUAAACAAAAGGAGCCAGAAAUGGCUCAAAAGAAAAUGGAUUCUGAGGUAUUUUCUUGGCCAUUUUCAAAUAUGUUUUAG
Messenger RNA from Cebus imitator (Panamanian white-faced capuchin), 2064 nucleotides. Its product is annotated as coiled-coil domain-containing protein 144A-like. The record is from RefSeq and is a predicted model, not a curated record. NCBI's taxonomy places the organism in Eukaryota, Metazoa, Chordata, Mammalia, Primates, Cebidae.